AUGGCAAACCUGUCGGAAAAGGACCUCGUCUUCUCGGAGCAGGCUAAUCACAACUUCUCGCGCAUCCUCGGGGCCCUCAAGCGCUCCAACCUGAGCAUCGAGAACCGGCUGCGGUCCAUCCGCGACGACGCCGACUUUGUGGCCUCGGUUCAUGCCGCCUACGCUACGGGGCCCGAGACCAGGCGGCCUCUGGUCGCCAACGAGCGGUGCGGUUCCUGGUACGUCCCGCCCGGAUCCAAGGGUGGUUCGGCCUACUUCAAGAGCACCGACGGACACCAGGGUCAGUGGAAGUUCAGCACGAGGCGGCUGAACCUGCACCUGCUGCCUUUGAUCAGCGAGCAUGAUGGAUGCAUCAUCGUCGACUCGACCCGGAGGGGCAAGAGGAUCCCCGACGCCCUCAGCAAGACCAUCCCGAUAUGGUGCUGCGUCCUGAACCGGGUGCUGUUCCCAGACCUCGCACCGCACGCCCACGACAUCUUCGUCCCUCCCUACGCGGUCUCGGAUUCAGAACGCGCCCAGAUGCUGGCGAGGAUCCCAGAGCACGUGGACUCGUUCCGACGGCUGGACCUGGACCUCGACUCGCUCCGGAGCCAGGUGCGCAAGCCGCUGCGGCCCAUGUGGGUGAUCCAGCCCGAGUCCGGCGCCGCCACCGCUGGACUACCGGGAUUCGACGACGACGAAGACAAUAGGCAACAAGCGGCGCCAGCAGCCGUCAUCUUUGAGGACUUCCACCCCGUCAUCUGCUGCACGAGCUCGCGGCGCGUCGUCGGCACCGAGAUGAGCGAGUCGGGCUACAUCCAGGGCGCCGGCGACGACACGGAGAACUGGGCCCACGGGCUCACCCCGCCCGUGUUCUGGGCCCACGCCGACCGUCUGCUGUCCACCCCCGAGGCGGACCUCCCGGACUUGAUCCGGUCGCUCGUGUCGGAGAGUACAGCAGCAGCCUCCGCGCAGGCCGGCAAAGCGGCCGUGCGGGACCUCACCAGCUUCCUCGCCGUCGCUGCGCUGCCGUUGCCCUCUGCUGUGACCGAGCAGGCCGGUGGUGUUACGUCGUCGAUCAUAGUCCAGCUCCCACCUGUCGUCACCAAGCCUGAGACGUGGCACAAGUCGCCGACGGUGAUGGAUGUCGGGAUUGGAAAGGGCAAGCUGGCGGGGCGGAACCUGCGACAGGCACUGCCCGCCAUCUGUUCCUUUGUACGGGACGCCGCGCUUAAGCAGCAGCAGCAGGAAACGCAGACGGGUGAGGGGAUAAAAGUCCUCGUAGCCUGCGAGACCGGCAAGGAUGUGUCGGUCGGUGUUGCCCUGGCGCUGGCAUGCCAUUGCUUUGACGAAGACGGGAACGUGCUUCCUGCAGAUCAGGCGCAGGUCGACAGACGACCGGUCACAAAGGAUUCCAUCAGAGUGAGGCUGGGUCGGAUAAUGACGGUGAUGCCAGAGGCGAAUCCAAGCCGGGCUACUCUGCAGAGUACACUCCGGGAACUCGCUCCAGUUCCGCAUGAUGAUGCAUGCGCCGGCGACAUCCUUGAGCGUCUUCUCCAUCUCGGGCUUGAGCGAAUCCUCAUAGGGGCCGACGUAUCCCACCGUCUUGAUGCCGGCGCGGCAGGCGCUCGUGGUGCCGCUCUUGGAGUCCUCGAUGGCGACGCACUCGCCGGCCGAGAAGCCGAGCUGCUUCAUGGCGUGCAAGUAGAUUGCCGGGUCUGGCUUGCUGGUGGGCGGGUCGAUGCUGGUGGCGGCGCUGUAGACGCGGUCGCCAAAGUACUUUUUGAAGUCGACCUUCUCCAGGCUGGCCUCGAGCCGGCGGCCGGCGCUGCUCGACACGACGGCCAUGGUGUACUUGCCCGAUUUUUGCAGCUCCUCGAGCUGCUCCGUGACGCCCUCGCAGGGGACGAGCGCCUCCUUGAGCUUGGCGAUGACAACCUCCUCCUCGCGCUUGACGUAGACCUCGAGCUCGUCGGCCGUCAGGUCCAUGCCGUGCUUCUUUUGCAGCGUCAGCAGCAUGCCGCGGAAGUUUUGGCCGACAAACUCCUUGAUCAGCGUCUCGCCCGUGAACGGGGGGAUGUUGAGACCCUUGACCUCGCAGAUCUGGUUGAUCAGACUAGCGCAGCCCUCAAAGGCGAGCUCUUCCGACAGCACCAGCGUGUUGUCGCAGUCGAAGAGGAGAGCCUUGAUCGCCAUUUUGACUACCUUUUUGGAGAUAGUAUUGGGAACCGUGGGGUUGUGGUGGGUUGUCGUUGCUGGUGCAGGAUCGUCUGA
Molecule: messenger RNA, 2253 nt
Organism: Pyricularia grisea
Lineage: Eukaryota; Fungi; Ascomycota; Sordariomycetes; Magnaporthales; Pyriculariaceae
Exons: 3
Coding region: 1-2253 (750 amino acids)
Biological process (GO): charged-tRNA amino acid modification
Cellular component (GO): cytoplasm
Molecular function (GO): tRNA adenosine(64)-2'-O-ribosylphosphate transferase activity
Source: RefSeq, a predicted model, not a curated record